AAUACAAUGAAUCGCUUGAGAACUUUGCUUCAGAUAUCAUGGCAGCUGUUUAAAAAUCUGUCUUGCACGCCAGUAAACUUUUCAAGCAGGAAGCUUUUUCCAUCUAUUUGUGAAGAGGACACAUAGUCAAAGAACAUUAAUUGGAUUUGGAUGACUCGGAUUACUGGAAAGUGACUGUUUCUUGGAUGGAACAUCUAAAAGAUACAAGCCGAAGAUUUUGUUAAAAUUGCAAUGCAUUUGGAACUGGCUGUUUUGAUCGCACGAUGGAGAAGAGAUUUUCCACACAAUCUUGUGUAAAUCGUCCCGUCAGUAAGAACGGGGUUUCCACACAUUUUUGUGACCUUUCUGGAUGUCCCGAAAAAUAUCUCUUAUUUCAUUUAAAAUUUGUAUAGCUUCGUUGUACUUAUCAAUUUUACAUUUGCUCAAUGCAAGCACGGGGUGUCGAGAAGUCAUGAGAGCAAACCAUUGGGAGAUUUUUUCUACAAACCAGGCGGUAGUUUGCAAAUGAGGAACAUCAGCAAGAAAAUACAACUUUCUGUGGGCAUCCAUCGGAUGUGGACAGCUGUUGCUCACAUCGGUAUGACGACCUGCACUUAUAUUAAACGAUGCCCACAGUGCACGGUUUGCAGUACCCAUGUCAGAUGUAACAGCAGUCACUAUAAGCACCAUUUACCGAAUUUCCUGUAAAAUAAUAGGCAACAAUUUGCUUCCACCGUACAGUGACUCCUGCCAGCAUAAAGACAAGUGCAUGGGUUGCAAUAUCUGGUUUGUGCCCUGGCAAAGUGACAUUUCCGAUGAACUGGUUAGUGGAAACAUCGUGGACUUUUGCAGUAAAUCAAAAAUGUCACUUUGUAUUUCACUGGAGAAGCUAAUAUGCUGCAUUCGUCGAGAGAGUGUUCGGAGUGAUGUAACCUGGAACAUCGAUCAACUUUGCUAUGUAAAGUCUGCGGUGAGCAAAGAGGAUACUGUGCCGAGGAAUUUGGCGAGGAGGUGGAAGGAAAGUGAGAUGGCUCGGGCGAGGAGUUUGUCCAGGAUACUGACGAUGACUUUGGAGAGGGACUGGUAAGGCAGCCGGCACCAGCUUCGCGGUAAGCCCCACUGAGCGGUCCCGCUGCUUACUUCCGACACACUGGAUGAAAAGGGAUGGAACUGCGGUUAUUUUCAAUUUUCGGGAACCAUCUUCGCGUGUUCGCUCCCAAGCGUCUUUAGCGAAAUGUACCUGGAGAUUUGUUGGAAGACAUGAAAUGUUUCGUGGACUGUGGACUCAUAUACUAAUCCACAUAGUAAUAAAAAUCUUGGAUUAGGAUAAUUCAGAGA
Athalia rosae (coleseed sawfly) is the source of this 1317-nucleotide messenger RNA. RefSeq lists its product as uncharacterized. The record is from RefSeq and is a predicted model, not a curated record. The transcript is spliced from 9 exons. The coding region runs from base 635 to 1066 and encodes 143 amino acids. NCBI's taxonomy places the organism in Eukaryota, Metazoa, Arthropoda, Insecta, Hymenoptera, Athaliidae.